Messenger RNA from Actinia tenebrosa (Australian red waratah sea anemone), 4521 nucleotides. RefSeq lists its product as uncharacterized. The record is from RefSeq and is a predicted model, not a curated record. Gene Ontology annotation, molecular function: protein binding. Lineage: Eukaryota; Metazoa; Cnidaria; Anthozoa; Actiniaria; Actiniidae.
GUCAAAUAUAAUCAUUGUAUUUACAAAACCCUUAUGCACCGAUACAGAGCUAAAGGUGUAGUAGAAGUGAUUAAACAUAAAAGACUUGAUCAUGGAAGAAGAAGAAAUCGCCUUGAAAAAGCAGCUUGAAGCUUCCAAAGAUUUUGAAGAAAGRAAAGAAAUACGACAAAAGCUUCGUAAGUUGAGGCAGCAAAARUUAGAGGCUCUAGAAGCUGAACCAACUGGUCGUGGAGGAAGGAGACGGAGAGAGGAGAGAACAGAAAGGACAACCACAACUACCAGUGAUGGAGUUACCACAACAGAAAAACGCACAACAAAGACAGAAAUAGUUGAAAAUGGUGAUGUGAUAAAGAGUGAAGAAGAUGUCGUGGUCAAAAAAGAAGAGUUGGAACCUGAACCGGAACCAGAACCAGAGCCGGAAGCCGAGCCGGAACCUGAAGUAGAGGCUGAAGCAGAACCAGAGGUUGAACAGGAACCAGAGAAAGAAGAAGAGCAACCUGAAGAAGACCAGGAAGAUGGGGAUGUUCCUUUCUACCUAAAGAAAAACCCUGAAGAUUUGACAGAAAAUGACAUUGGGGAGAUCGAUGAUUUAGACUUCUUAGAGAAUACACUUAAGGAUUUGCCACUAAAGUUCUUUGAAGUACGAAAACAUCUGCGAGGUCAAAUUAGAAAGGUAAAGGUCAACAGAGGGACUAGUUCUAGGCAUACGUUAGGUAAUGUCGCUCAACUAAAAAAGAGAGCCUUUGAAGAGGACAAAAAAUCCCAGUCAAUCUCUCGCCAGGAAAAAGGCAGAGACGGGAAGUCGAGUGUUUUAGAACGAACGUCGAAGUUUGGAGAGCGAACAAGGGCAAAGAGGAACGAAGAUAUCGAAAGCUCGAGAAUCGAGAAAACAGAUGGAAAACAUAAAACACAUAUAAAGGAAAAUGGCGAGUUGAAACGCGAGAAAGAAGACACUGAGAAAAGUGGAACACGUGGUAAAAGUGAAGAAAAUGAUCAUAAAGAAGAAUACACAAUCGAGAAGCUUGCCAGCGAUACUUUACUUAAAAGACUUGACGAGCCAAUAGAGAUUGAAAAUACCGAGAAAGAACCAAAAGAUAUCGAUUCUGAAGACGACGCUUCAACGAUUUCGUCUCGCAGUGCGACGUCAAGCACGUCUGACAUAGAGAAUGCACCACCGCCGUCCAGUGACGCGAAAGAGAAAUCUGGCGCUACCGCUGCCGUAGCCCCUGCGCACAGAAUCGAUGGCUUGCAGCCGGGGCUUCAAGCUAAAAAGACGGAUUUCAGGUCCCAAUUGAAGAAAACAGGAAUAAAUCCGAAAAUGAACAUCGCUGUUACAGGGAAAAUAUCGUCACUCGCUAAAAAAGAUACUCAGGAGCCUAAACUUGAUCUUCGUAGAAAUUUAAAAUCUGUGCCCGGAGCGGUGCCUUUGACAAGACGAGGGUCUGGGUCAGAAAAAUAUGGUCCUUCUUUGAGGGAUAGACCUAAAAAAGACGAGGUAGACACAGCGGAGAAGGAGCCAACUGAAGGAAAACGAAGGAUUUCCAGUGCCGACCUUUUUAAUCUCAUCAACAAACCAAAAGACACAGAAUCAAAGGACACAGAUUACUCGAAGCAAAGAGGCAUUGCUAAGAAACCCGUCGCUCCAUCAUACAAGUACGAACCUCCCAAGAUAGUCGGGGAAGAGGACGAGAGCUUUAAGGUGCUUAUGUCGCAGAGGAAGAAAGAAGUCAAGCGACAACACACUCCCGCUGAUCUUAAGCCCGGUAUAAGGUUAUCCAACAAAACCAGUAGAAACAAACCAGAAUGGUCAGCAAGACAACUACAAAAACCUCAAAUCAUCAGCCCCAAGACUGCGUUGCAGGACGACGACGACGUCGAAGAGGAUUUACCUCCAGAUAUCCCGGAUAAUCAAAUCGAYGAGAUUUUGAAAGACGUGGAUGUGGAAGAAAUUGAGGUGGAGAAACUGCCCCGCAAACUUUCCGCUCCGUCAAUUGUCGCCCCGAUCUCACCGCGACGGAAUCGUAAACUCUCGUCAGGAAACAUCAAAUGGGUUGAGGGCCCACAGAUUGAUAUUCAAGACAAAAGCCAACUGAGUCUGUUGCGUCAACAACUUGAAGAGCAGAAAAGACGGAAAGAGGCUGGUGGUGGAACUACGAUUACUGAGGAGAAGACUAGUAUCACUGAUGGAGGAUCCACAACCACCACAACAAAAACGACCGAAAAACAUGGCCCGGGUGGGUCAACCACCUUUACCAAGACAACGACAACACGUUCUGGAGGCACGGGCAGAGCUGGAGCAAGGAGCAUCGAAGCAGAGUUGGCAAAGAAGAAAAAAGAAAGAAUGCAAGCCAAAGCAGCGGCCUUCAAAAACGUCAAAGAUCAAAGAAACGCUUUCAAAGAAAAACUCGAAGCGCAAAAUCCCAAGUCGGCCGGAACGAAGAAAACCUUCCAAUCACCCAAUACAGCAGUAAAUGCCUUACUAGAAUGGUGCAGAAGAAAGACUCGAGGAUACGGAAUCGACCUACAGAACUAUACGACAAGCUGGGCGGAUGGUAUGGCCAUGUGUGCUAUUUUCCAUUACUUUUCUCCAGAUCUUAUUCCUUUCGAAACUUUAGACCCAAAUGACAGGAAGAGAAAUUGGACCCUAGCCUUCGAUGCAGCUUAUGCCGAGGGUCUAGAUCCAAUCCUAGAAUUGGAAGAUGUACUGCGCUCAAAGGUUCCUGAGCCCAAGAGUUUAAUAACAUAUGUACACACAAUCUAUCAACAUUUCCAUGAUAAAGCUGAAAAAGCAAAACUGGAAAUGGAGCAAGCAGCUUAAUAAGAUGAGUAGAAAUUUCAAGAUUCAAUUUUCGCAGUAUCGGAUAGCUAUAUAUACAGAAAGUACUUUCUAUAACUUUAGAUUUAAGGGAAUGAAAAGAAAACGAAGGAUGUGAAUGAUGUUACAGUAGCCAGACUCCUUUCAGCAAUUCCCAUUGCAGCUCAAAUUGGAAGGCAAGAAAAUAAUUCUUUUCUCUUGAAAUUGUUUUCCCUACACAUUGAGGUAUACUGGGAUUAUGCAUGUACUGCAAGGGUUCUAUUAAACCCUGAGCAUAGCAUCGAUAGCAUCAUAAAAUAUGGGCAGUUAAGCCUUGCUUGUGUCGGCAAGAGAACCAGGAUUUAGUGGUUCUUACAGUGUUAUAAGACUGAAAAUAUUUUAGGGAAGAAGCUAGAUAGCAUAGAGUUAACAUAGAUUUAAGAAUUUGCAAAUUUAAAAUAAUUUCUCUCUACUUUCCAUAAGAGAGAAGCUCUUUACGAAGUCUACCUCUGAGUUUGCAAACUAGGUGAUAAAUGCUAUCCGUACGAAGGUGCAUUCAAGGCCAUGAUACCCUGGCUAGCUUCUCCCUCUCUGAACUAAAGAAUGAGCUACAAAAAUUACUUAGAUAAUACCACUAGCUAAUGCUGAGAAGACGAGAUUGAUUCAUAAUUCUUAAAAUCUUUGUACUGACUUUUUGAGAUUUGAUUGAGAUGUUUUAAUACCUUUAAGUUUUCAUUCUCCAAACCCAGAGUAAAAAGAGAAGCAAGAGAACCUUGCUUGAAGUACACUCUCCAAACCCAGAGUAAAAAGAGAAGCAAGAGAACCUUGCUUGAAGUACACAUAAGUUUUGCCCUUGACAAGUACAACCGAGGUUGUUCAUUAAGUGUUCAUACAUUGAAAUAAGAAUUCAUAAUUUUGAUAUAAUUGCAUUUGAAUAGAGAUAAAACAGCUUUAUUAAAAAGGAAAGUGCAGAACGAAUGGAUUUUAUCUUCCUCUCUUUCCUUUACCUCCAUUUCUCCUUUCUAAUGCUCAGGCGAGGAUUUGAUCCAUAAGGAUAAGAGCAUAAUUAUAUUUGAACAUUAGUGUUCUAUAUUUUAUUACUUUGAGCAACUUUUAUAUUACUUUCAAAAAAGUUUUUUAAAUUGUAGAUAUACAUAAAGUGUAGGAUUUAUUUCCCUAUGUAGAUCUCAUAGAAGUUUAUAUUUAGAAAAAACUUUAGGUUUUAAUUUUAUUUUUGUUGGCUAGUGGAAUUUAGACCAGUUCUAUUCUUGAUAGACUGGCAAACACCUUCAAUGUGUAUUUCCAGAAAUUAUCCAUAUCCCCCCCCCCCCCCCCCGAGGGGAAUUUUUUAAGACCCCUCCUACCCCCAGAAAUUCCAAUUUUCUUCCAUACAAACUCUGUAAUUUUGUUAUUUCUCUGACGACCCCCUCCCCCCCAUUCCAAAUUCCAGUGUGGAGUAUGGAUAAUUUCUGGAACUACACAACAUAAAUAUUGCAUUGAGUGAAUUACGUUAUACAUAUAUAGUUCCCCCUCCCCCUUAAAAAUCCUAAUUUUAGAUUUCUACUUGCCAUGGUUAAAAAGAAAAAGGGGCAGUGCUUUGAGAAAGAUAAAUUUAUACUCUUUAUUAUAUAUCAGCUUGAAUUUCUCAUUUUCUAAAAUCUAUGUAUCAGAUUUAUAUAUAAAAAUGCAUUUAAUUACUGUGAAUGAAUAAAGUGUCAGUUGGUUUA